This is a messenger RNA of Priapulus caudatus, 1164 nucleotides long. Its product is annotated as B9 domain-containing protein 2-like. NCBI's taxonomy places the organism in Eukaryota, Metazoa, Priapulida, Priapulimorpha, Priapulimorphida, Priapulidae. The transcript is spliced from 4 exons. The record is from RefSeq and is a predicted model, not a curated record. Gene Ontology annotation, biological process: cilium assembly. Gene Ontology annotation, cellular component: MKS complex. The coding region runs from base 100 to 627 and encodes 175 amino acids.
UGUUUAGUUCAAGUAGAAGAAAAGUAUAUACAUGAAUAUAUUGUUCUCAUGUUCAAGUUUCAUCUUAACUUUCACAUGUGAUAUGCUGACUCACUUGUGAUGGCAGAGUUACAUAUAUUAGGGCAGAUAGUUGGAGCAAGUGGGUUUCCAGACCACAGUCUGUUCUGCAAGUGGGGAAUUCAUGCAGGAGGAGCAUGGAAAGUACUAGCAGGUUUACGUGAGGGCCAAACACAAGUGGACAAUCCACAGAAUGAAGACUUUGCGGUUUGGGCGCAUCCUGUUGAUGUACACUUUGCUACUAAAGGCCUGCAGGGUUGGCCAAAGUUCCACUUUCAGGUGUGGCACCAGGACACGUUUGGACGCAACGAGCUGUAUGGCUACGGCUUUUGCCACGUGCCGACGUCGCCGGGCAUCCACGAGCUCGAGUGCGCCACCUGGCGACCGGUUGGUAGCCUACGCGAGCAGAUAUCGCAGUACUUUCUCGGCGGCGGUCUGCAGCUGCGCAAUCCUGACCUCGUCUAUAGCGGCGUCGACCGCUACAAGCUGCACACGCAGGCAAUGGGCAAGGUGCAGCUCCACCUAGGGCUGGUCUUUAGAAACUUUGACAAGUACGGAAUGGAGUGCUGAUAUACGCGAUGAGAUUCGCCUACGCUUGGUGCUGAUUUCCGUGCGCUGCAACCCUGGCGCGUCACCAUCUGCCAUGCUAUCAGACAGUUCCAUGAGUUUCCGAAAUAUUGUUGCAAGUGGAAGGGUUGCGUGUACGUGGUGAUGCCGCCACCUACAUAUUUAUUAGGUUGUGGACACAGUAAUUACUACGGCUAUUUGACUGAAUUUUCCACGUGGUCAUAUGCUGAGAAAUCUUCUUUCCAAGGUGUCUAUAGUGAUAUUGUAAAUUCCGUCCUUGAGGUUUACUGUUGUUUAAUAAUUUAUCUUUGCGGUAUUUGUCAUCUUCUACGUCCAAGAAUGCACACUAUAAAUUCCUUUAUACAUCGUGCAAUCUCAAUUUAGUGUGGCAUGCUUUGACAGCAGAAGUUUAUACGAAAAAUCUUUAUAGUUUUAUUAUUCUUAAUAAACACUCGUCCAUUUUUAUGUAAACAUAAAUGCAUUCUAAGGUAAUUUAAUAAAACGUUGCACAGCACAAGUGUAGCCCAACUAUACAAGUCA